AUGGCAGAAAUAGAGAAUAUAUUUUAUCAAAGUGAUAGCGACAGUUUUAAUGAAAGUAGUGAUCUUGAACAAUCUGACGAAGAAUUUUUUAAUGAUCCUUUAAGCGAUAAAGGGGAAUUUCAAAAUGAAAAUGAUGAAGAAUAUAUCGAACUAGAAAGUGAUAACGAUAGUGAAAUUAUUCCAAGACGUACAAGAUGCUUAUCAAGCAGUGAUAGUGAAUCUUCUCGUGCAAAAUUAGAUGAGUGGAUUUGGGAAGAAAAAGAAAAUGUUAAAUGUUAUUAUAACCAGCCGUUACAAUUUAACCCAUCCAAACGAGCCAGGUUUGGAUUAAAAAUAUAUAAACUAUGUGAAGCAAGUACUGGAUUCUGCAGCAAUUUUGAAGUAUAUACUGGCCAAGAUAAAAUUGACCUAAAUGAUAGUGCACCGGAAAAUGUUGUGACGGAAUUGGCAGAAUCGAUACUAAAUAAAGGAUACACAUUGUGCAUUGACAAUUGGUAUUCCUCACCCGCUCUCUUUCUAAGACUGCACAAACAAAAAACAAAUGUUAUCGGCACCGUGCGUAAUAACAGGAAAAAUAUGCCGAGGGAUAUUUCAACAAGACAGUUAAAACCAGGGGAACAUCUACGCAGAACGUGCAAUGGGUUAUUAGCUUUAAGAUGGAAGGACAAACGUGAUGUCUAUAUGUUGACCACGAAACACGCAUCUGUGGAAUUGACCGAAGUGACGGACGAAAACUUUGAGUAUAACAAAGGAAUGAGUGGAAUUGACCUCGAUGACCAAAUGUUGGCAUGUUUCCCCAUUAUGAGGAAAUAUUUCAAGGGUUACAAAAAACUCUUUUUUUAUAUGCCUGAUAUGGCCCUAUUUAAUACAUACGUUAUAAAAAAAACAAUUACAAGAUCCAGGAAGACAAUCAUACGUGAAUUACAGAAUAGGUCUGAUGAUAGUGACAUAAUCUGA
This is a messenger RNA of Habropoda laboriosa, 957 nucleotides long. RefSeq names its product piggyBac transposable element-derived protein 4-like. The record is from RefSeq and is a predicted model, not a curated record. Lineage: Eukaryota; Metazoa; Arthropoda; Insecta; Hymenoptera; Apidae.